Hypoxylon trugodes is the source of this 1215-nucleotide messenger RNA. RefSeq lists its product as uncharacterized. Gene Ontology annotation, molecular function: ATP binding; protein kinase activity. Gene Ontology annotation, biological process: protein phosphorylation. Lineage: Eukaryota; Fungi; Ascomycota; Sordariomycetes; Xylariales; Hypoxylaceae. The transcript is spliced from 6 exons. Bases 1 to 1152 code for a protein of 383 amino acids. The record is from RefSeq and is a predicted model, not a curated record.
AUGUCAUUAGCUCAGGAUGUUGAGGACUACUUCGAUGGUAAGCCGGCCUUUCAGCUUGUAAGAAUUCUCCAGAGCCGCGACUCAGACGUGGUAGCGCUACUCAGAUACCAGACGGGCAACAUAGAUCAGCAUGUAGCGGUAAAAGUUGGUAUGUACAACAACCUUGAAAUAGAAGACCACUGGUUGAGAAGACUUCAGUUUGCGGAUCAUAUCAAUAGGGUUAUACUCUUCCGAGGUAUGCCAAAUGGGCUUGGAUACCCUUAUUUAGUGACGGAGUACAUGACACAUGGUACUCUUGCCAUAUUCAUAAGGAGAGCGAAGGACGCAAGAGAAAACUUGCCAAACCGUCUUCUGUGGGCUAUCCUGGGUUGCUUUAUACGAGCGACCAUUGGUCUAGCGUGGGCGCCCGAUGGCCCGGAUGUUGGGCUAGAAGUACCCGGACCCGACAUGCCGUCAACGCUUACCCAUCUUGAUAUGCAUAAUGGUAACUUUAUGUUCGGGGAACUAGGUUUGUCAAUGCGGAACGCAUCAGGGAGGUAUCCGACUGACCAACACCCCUAUGUUCCCAUGUUGAAGCUCAUAGACUUCGGUGAGGCGAGGGAGCUGCUGCCAUUUGACCAGGAUACCCCACCUGAUAAUUUAAGAUACGAUGAACGGCUAGAUUUAGCAGCAAAGCAUCCAGACCGAGAUAACGAAAGACGGAACAGGGGAGUUGAUAGAAAUCUAUUAGAUAUUGGAGUGGCUAUGGUUCGAAUGCUAUCUGGCGAAGAGGACCUAUAUUAUGAAGGAGAUGUGCGUGGAUGGCUGUUGGAUGACACUAAUUUUCCUCGUGGUUACGAUCCUGAUCUGAUUUUCCUUGUUCAGAGAUUAAUGGCUGUCGACCCUAAAAAUCAACCCCGACUGGACGAAUUACAUGAAUUGAUUGUAAACGGGGUUUUCGAUAAAACAGCUGAGGACUAUGGCGACGAUGGGGAAGAAGGCGGAACUGAAUCUGACGGGGAGCUUGAACGUUUAGUUCAAACAUAUAUCUUGGAUGCCGCUACGUACGACGAUGGUGGUAGUGGUACUGACUACUAUGGCGAUGAGGAUUCUGGUGAGGGGGAAGUUGUCGUUGGUGGGGAUAGUGAUGAUAAUAUGGACAUAGAUGCCUAGAUAGUCCUGCUUGACUAUCAUGAAUAAAUCAGUUGCGUUUGAUAGUCCAUUGCCAAAUAUGAC